AUGAUUGCUGAGGAUCUUCAACCUUUGUCAAUUGUAGAGAACUCAGGCUUUCGUCGUAUGAUAAAGCUCUUAGAUUCCAGAUAUGAAAUACCUAGCAGAAGGACUCUCGGUAGGACAAUUAUACCACAAAUAAUGGAAAAGGUAAAAGGCGACGUUCAAAGUUUGUUAAAUGCAGCAAGUCAUGUUGCAAUAACUACAGAUAUUUGGACUUCCAUKAAUACMGACUCCUUUAUGACAUUAACCGCUCACUUUGUUGACUCAAAUUURAGAGAGCUAAGAACUGUAGUUCUUUGUACCAAAAAAUUGGAGUCUAACCAUACAGGUGUUUAUCUCUCGCAAAUAAUGUCAAAAGAACUGAGUGAUUGGAAUAUUUUAAAUAAAGUAGUUGCAAUUGUAACGGAUGGUGGUGCAAAUAUUAAAUUAGCCGUGAGAUUAAUGGAUAUUCCACAGAUUCCGUGCACAGCUCACAAAUUAAAUUUAAUUGUGCAGCAKUCACUGGAACUCUCAGAGGAAGAUGAACACGAUACAACUGAUACAGGUGGAUUAAAAAUGAUUUUGAAGAAAUGUCGUAACAUUGUUGCUUUUUUUAAACGUAGUGAAGUUGGUAAUAGGAUAUUGGUAGAAAAACAGAAACAGCUAGGUAUCACCCAAAUAUUAAAAGUGAAGCAAGACGUCCGUACGCGUUGGAACAGUACUUUAUUCAUGUUGGAGAGACUAGUACAACUAAAAGAACCUCUUACAAUUGCGACGAUUUCUUUAACAGAAGCUCCAAUUUUCCUUAACCAUGAUGAAUGGAAUACAAUUCAAGACAUAAUACCUUUAUUAAAACCCUUCAAUAAUUUAACAGUAGAACUUUCCGCAGAACAGUAUCCAACCAUUUCCAAAGUGAUACCAUUGAUAAGAGGUUUACAAGGUUCGUUGGUUACAAAAAUGCCAAGAACGCUAAUUGGACAAGCUUUAAAAACAAAUUUAAUUAAUAAUACAAUGAAACGUUUUGAUGGGUUUGAAAAACAAACGUUAACACCGAGUUUUUCAAGAGCAACCCUGUUAGACCCCAGGUUCAAAAAAGUUGGAUUUGGAGUUGAAGAAAAUGCUAAUKAGGCUGAAAAGUAUAUCAUUUUAGAAAUAGCUGAUCUAUUAGAUACACAAAAUGUUGUAAAUGAACAAGCAGUUAAUGAAGAAGUSAUUAAUGAACAAGWGGAUAAUGUUUGGGAAUUCCUACAAUCCAAGGUUUCUAGCAUACAAUCCCAAAGUACAGUAACAAGCAGUGCUAAUGCCUUGAUGAGACAAUACCUAAAUAUUCCCCAUCAAGACUUAAAAUGUAAUAUUUUUACAUUCUGGGAUCAACACAAGUCUGUGUUAUAUCCACUUGGAAACAUUGCUGAAAAAUAUGCAAUUAUUCCAGCAACCUCGGUGCCAUCUGAACGGAUUUUCUCCAAGGCUG
Diuraphis noxia (Russian wheat aphid) is the source of this 1444-nucleotide messenger RNA. RefSeq names its product E3 SUMO-protein ligase ZBED1-like. Gene Ontology annotation, molecular function: protein dimerization activity. The record is from RefSeq and is a predicted model, not a curated record. NCBI's taxonomy places the organism in Eukaryota, Metazoa, Arthropoda, Insecta, Hemiptera, Aphididae.